Molecule: messenger RNA, 4169 nt
Organism: Dinoponera quadriceps
Lineage: Eukaryota; Metazoa; Arthropoda; Insecta; Hymenoptera; Formicidae
Product: E3 ubiquitin-protein ligase TRIM33-like
Exons: 12
Coding region: 163-3435 (1090 amino acids)
Molecular function (GO): zinc ion binding; protein binding
Source: RefSeq, a predicted model, not a curated record
CUCACAUCGAAUGCAGAGCCAAAAUCUGAAAAAAUAAUCCGAUCUCAGCUCAGAAAUCUUCCAUUUGUGAAAUAAACAUCUGCUGAUCGCGAUCAUUGCGAAUUGUAACGCGACGCCAAAUCGGCGGAAAUAACGUAUCGGCCUCGGUUCCGGAUUGUCGUCAUGGAAAGCCGAAGCAACGAGUUAGCGGUGGCAGUACCCGCGUUAUCCGCGUUACCUGCACUGCCUGCAAUAGUGAAGGAAGAGCCUGCUGAGCAGCAUAACUCCAAGCAAGACACACAGCAGUCUCAACUGCAGGAUGUUUGUCUCGAGGAAGAAUGUGGCGACCAACGUAUCGAAUGCACCACCGAGAGUCAGGAGAGCGAAAUCCGUGCAUUUCUGUCAAAAUGCGUCUUUUGCAACAAAAUUUUCACUCUGGGAGACGAGCCGAAACUUCUCGAGUGCCUGCAUGCAGCUUGUACAACGUGUGUCAAUAAUAAGCUCAGCGAUCAUAACACAUCGGUGGAUGUUGAUGUAUUAUUGGAGAGUAACGUAAUUAUGUGUCAACUUUGCAAUGUUACUAGCCAAAUGGAAAAUCUGAUUGAAAAUAGAUUUCUCUCGAAACUGCUAGAGGAAGAUACCAAUUUAGGAAUAGAGGAUGAAGCUAAAGAUACCGAAGAGGAAAAGAAAUGUACCAGCUGUCAUGAUAAUGUUACAGCUACUAGUUGGUGCGUCGAAUGCGAAGAAUUCAUCUGCCAAAAUUGUGUUAUGGCACAUCAGAGAUUGAAAAUAACAAAGGAUCAUACAAUUAAACCUAAGGAUGAAGUAGCGAAUGAUAGAGACAAUGUUAAGAAAGGUAACAAGAGGAUACCUGGAUGUCUGUUUUGUACAAUCCAUCCACACGAACAAUUAUCUUUAUUUUGUCAGACAUGUGACAGAUUGACAUGUAGAGAUUGCCAACUCAGUGAGCAUCGUGAUCAUAAGUACAAAUUUAUUCACGAAAUUGCUGCUGAGACUCGUUCCUCCGUGACCACUUUGCUCAAGGAAGUUAGUUACAAACGAGUAUUAUUACGAAGCGCGAUGAAAGUUAUAGAAGAUAGACAAAUAUUAAUAUUAGAGAAGAAGAAGAACCUUGUUCAGGACAUAACUCAGAUGGUAGUACAACUAACGAAUGCUAUCAACACAAGGGGGAAGCAAUUAGUGUUGAGACUGAAUGAAGUGUGUGACCAAAAGCAGAAUACACUGAAUGAGAAAAAAGUCGCACUGGACCAGUUAUCCAAGCUCACGGAUCAUUGUAUACUCUUCGGCACUUACGCCCUGAAUAAAGGCUCCGAUAUGGAGUUAUUAUAUAGUAAAAAGUCCGUGACAAGCCACUUGCAGAGGAUAAAGAGCCGACGGGCUGACAUUCCGAAUCCGGAAAUACCAGUUCGAAUACACCUGUCUCUGGAGAAAGUACCAGACCUGAUAAAAGUUGUAUCGUCGAUCGGCGCGAUAGUCGUUGACGGUAGAGUGUACCCGUCUAUAUCUCCCACUGCCUGCGGCAACACCGCGGUGACUUAUAACGAGUCGCAAUCCGAGCAAAAGCAAACGACCAAUUCUACGAACGCUCACACGGACGCCACCGUCCCGGUUGUGCAACAGCAGGGGUUACCGUUACCCGCGAUGGUGCCGCAGCAAACGGGCAAUGCGCCACUGAACUCCUACCAGCAAGUGCCUCUGCAUCUACCGCCGCAGCAGCAACAACACACUCAACAAUCGCAGAAUUACAUGCAGCAAUACUCCGUGCCGCACAACAUGCCGCCCCGGUCGUCGCCGCAAACACAUCAACCACGAGUGCCGUACACGGUCAACUACAACAACAGGCUGCAGCAGCCGAUGAUGAUACACCAGCAACGACCGUUGACCAACUGCCACCAGCAGCAAGUCACGUCGUCCACGCACCCGCAUCAACAGGUUCAGAACCUGGAUCCGCAAAUUCACGGGCAGAACGCCAGUCUACGCGGACUCCUCGCUCACAAUCCACCGCCGCCUCCGCCGCCGGCUCCACCGGCUGCUGCUCAUCCGUCGUUUCGGGCGUCCGGUAAUCACGUGCAGUAUCGAUUACCGCCUGGAUACAACAGAUACUCCUCGAGCGGGAACUCUCAGAGAGGAACGGUGGCACCGAUACCGCCGCCUCACUCCUACCAACCGGCGAACCCGACCGUUGUGCCCGGAGGGACGCGCUUGCAGCAGUGCAACCUGGCGUCUCCGACGACGGCGCAACACCACGCCAAUUACAACGUGCAGCAACACUCCACCGCGGCGCGUUGGCACAUACCUCAGCAGAUGAACCCAUGCGUGCCUUUUUACACGUCGCCCCGCCAUCACCCCGCAGCACCGCACGCGCCAGUUCCUUUCAACGACACGUACAAGAUCACCCUGAGGAACCAGCAAGGGAGUAAUAAUCAAAAGUACAGCGGCAACUCGGCCGAGCGCGGCGCGUGCGACAAUCUGUCCAGUCCAAUUCAGUCGAACUUGACUAUCGUCGGACACAUAGUCAGCUCGUCCAUGCCUAAAACGCCCAGUCCGGUCACCACUCCCGGCAAGGCGGACGAGACUGAGAAGAGUCUGGAUAAGUUUUGUCAGAAGUCGUUGAACGACUUGAUGCUGACCAUCGCGAAACUGGACAGCAAUGGCAUCAUGGUGAUACCGGAGGCUCAGAGAAAUCAAAUGGACUCGGCGCAAGUCGAUAGCUCCACCGACGAGGACAUGAACUCGAUGAACGAGAACACGACAGCGGAUAAUCCGAAAAAUCCGUCGGCUUCGAUGGUCAUGAAGGACGACCCGAACGAAGACUGGUGCGCAGUAUGUAUGGACGGGGGUGACGCAGUGCUCUGUUGCGACAAAUGUCCAAAAGUCUUCCACCUUUAUUGUCAUAUACCUAGUUUAGAGUCAUUUCCAGACGAAAGUGAAACUUGGCAAUGCAUGUUGUGUACGAAUGUCCUCGAUUGCACGGACGAACCGUCGACUGGCGAGAAGAGGUCGAGCGGUAUGAACACCAAGGAGUUGCGAAUCGCGCAAAGAAUCGUGUUAGAGCUCUACUGUCAGUACGAGCAGAGUCUUCCUUUUCGAGAAGUCGUAUCGAGCGAGAUUGCCGAUUACCAUCGAAUUAUCAAGAAACCGAUCGCUUUGGAUAUAAUCAGGGAUAAAUUGAAGCAUGAUCAUGUCAAUCACUACACAGAUUUGAGACAAGUCAUGGCGGACAUCAGGCUAAUGUUUAAAAAUGCAUUCACCUACAACCCGGUCGACUCACAAGUGUAUCAGGAAGCUAGGAAUUUAGAAGAGUUCUUCGAGAAGUUGUUACUGAAAUGGGCUCCUAAUUACGCGUACGACGAUCCUUUCCUCGCGACCGAUAAAGACGAAGACGAGGAGGUUUUUCCACCUAAUAGAAAGUAUAAACGUAUAAUUAGCGAUUAAUAGGAUACGAUACUGCGUGAAUUAACUCGUUAUGAAUUGUUCCUCGUCAAAAUUUUGUCCGAGACAAAAUUGCUUUGGCGAUUCUUGUACGCACCUCGUAUUGUUAAUUUCGUAAUUUGAUAGAACGCGAUAAGCAUUGAGAUUAUCGUUGAUACAAUUAAUCGUUAGAAAGAGUUAAAAGUAAAGAGUAAAGCGAGUGAGAUAUAUUGUGUUUUAAGUGGAAUUGAUUCGUAAUUAAGUUUUCUCAUAUGCAACCUCGGUGCAUUGUUUUCAAACAGGGCGAUUUUUGUUGAACAAUUUUAUUGAACAAAGAUUUUGUUUCUGAAGAGGAAAUCGAACGAUAUCGUGCGAUGAACGAUGAAUUUAUCGUAAUCGAGUAUAACGCCUAACUUCACAGCCUUCCUUUUCCGACACAUCUCGUUUAUCGGGUACGUAUUUUAAUAUGUGUGUUUUUACAGACGCGAGAAAACGCGGUCAGGCUUUCAAUCAAAUCUCGAAUAUGUGUAAACAGUGAAUUAUUAUCGCUUGAAAUUUUACCGCAUUGGUUUACUCCGCGCGGUAUGCUUGUUAACAUUAUAUUAAAUUAAUCAAAUAGUUCUAUAAUGUAAUUAUCCUUUAACAUAUUUUUUACGAAUUUCUUUCAUCUUUGUACCAUUGCAUGCAAAGUACAUUGUUUAUAUGAAGUAUACGCACAUCUACUGCAUAGAUAAAUAAAAAUCUAUUUAUAAUUUUCA